UCAUAUCCUAUUAUUCCUAUGAUCUUAUUCGAUUUUAUAUUUAGAAAAAUAUUCUCUUUUAAUAUUCUAUCAGACUGAAAAUUCUACUCGUUACACUGCAAGUCUGCAAACACUUCGCAAAAUCGAAGCCCUUGCUGGAAUUCCAGCUGUGAGUUGAAUAUGGAUGCUGGAAGCGGUAGUGGAAAUGUGAAUGAUCGGAAUAAUCUGCAAAAUGUCAGGCAAACAUAUAGAGCAGGUGCAAGCGUCCCGGACCAGUAGCUCUGCAUCAUCCACUUCUGAUCGCGGAGGUACUUCUACUUCCGCUGGCCGUGUAUCUGAUCCUAGUCCAUCUGUUGCUUCGCUGCCUUCAAUGAUGUCAACACUUAAUCCAUAUGCCAAGGAGUUUAAAUUGGAUCCAAAUGAUAAGAUCUUCACCCCAUUUCAGAGAUCUAGGCCGUCUUUCCCUAUUGCAGAUAAUUCUUUACAUCAUCCACCUAUGGCUAAUGCGACACAUAUGCAUGGCAUACCAUCUAGUGUCAGGGCUGGACCUUCGUUUGCUGCGCAGCAGUCAGUUAUGUAUAAUCCACUGGCUGCGCCAAUGCAACAACAAAUUUACAAUCCAAGCGUACCCCAGGCUGUUAAUAGUCAACAACCUAAUUUUACCCACUUUGUAUCACUUCCUUUGGCUAUUUAUCCUGGACUACUUGACAAACUUGCCAAUUUUAAAGAAACAAUACUACGUGAAAUGGCAGCUGAUGGAAUUGAGGAGUCCAUAUUUGCUAAACUAGAAUCCAUUCACCUAACUGUUCUCAUGCUAAAGUUAUCGAAUGAGGAGCAGGUUAAAGCAGCUACAGAGGUUAUGCAGAGUGCCUCAUCAAUAGUAAAGGAUACUUUAGAAAACCGGCCACUUUUGAUCAUACUUAAGGGACUGAAAUGCAUUAAAGGCUCUGAGGCCAAGGCCAUUGUUGUUUACGCUCCUGUAGAAGUAAUUGGUGGCGAUGAACCACUUUUGCGUGCUUACGAUGCCAUCAAGGAUGCGUUUGUUCAUGCUGGCUUGGUCGUUGGGUAUGAUAGGAAAAAUCUGAAGGAUAAAAAUGCCGGGAAUCGCUUUCGGCCGAUUCGAUGACUCGUUCAGCUUCGCCUCAAUUAAGGCGUACGUCGCUGAGUUCAUCUCCACCAUGCUCUUCGUCUUCGCAGGCGUCGGUUCCGCCAUUGCUUUCAACAGCUUGACUUCGGCCGCCGCUCUCAACCCGGCGGGGCUGGUGGCGAUCGCGAUUGCGCACGCAUUCGCUCUCUUCGUCGCAGUUUCGGUCGGAGCGAACAUCUCCGGCGGCCACGUCAACCCCGCCGUCACCUUUGGAUU
Molecule: messenger RNA, 1342 nt
Organism: Salvia splendens (bonfire salvia)
Lineage: Eukaryota; Viridiplantae; Streptophyta; Magnoliopsida; Lamiales; Lamiaceae
Product: aquaporin TIP2-1
Exons: 12
Coding region: 191-1105 (304 amino acids)
Biological process (GO): transmembrane transport; water transport; DNA alkylation repair
Cellular component (GO): membrane; nucleus
Molecular function (GO): water channel activity
Source: RefSeq, a predicted model, not a curated record